This is a messenger RNA of Misgurnus anguillicaudatus (oriental weatherfish), 1936 nucleotides long. Lineage: Eukaryota; Metazoa; Chordata; Actinopteri; Cypriniformes; Cobitidae. The record is from RefSeq and is a predicted model, not a curated record.
GAAGUACAGUCGAGUGGAGUCGGACAGCCCUUCGAGAGAGAAAAAAUAGAAAAAAAAAAUUUGAGGGAAAAAAAAUCGGUGAAUCCAAGGGGUUCGGGCGGAUUUGGACGAAGUUUCCGAACUGUCCCAGCCCGGAGGAGCCUUGGGGGUUGAAAGGGAAUCGCCAGCACCGAAAUAAUGGACGAUUCCCAUUUCAACUCAUCAUACUUUUGGUCUCCCGUACCAACAGUACAAGGACAGAUCGAGAACGCCAUGUUUCUGAAUAAGAUGAAGGAGCACCUUGGGCAGGAGAAGAGCGUCUCUUUUUCGCACUCGUCCGCGGCGCACUACCCGACGACGGUGUUGACGGUGCCAGGGUCGGUCGCAAUGGACGUGGGAGCGGUUGGGAGGGUGCCCAAACAAGAGAGUGGAGGAGGCGGCGCUGGAGGUGGGGGAGCAGGGGGACAAAUGGGUGGCGUGGGGGCGCAUCUGCACCCGCCCCACACGUCCCAAAACAUCACUGUGGUGCCUGUCCCAUCUACUGGCAUCUUAACAUCAGCUGGGUUAGUGAUCACGACUCCUCAAGGCACGCUAGUCACUUCUCCUUCUUCCUCUCAGUCUUUUAUGUCUGGACCGACCACCACAACUAUGAUUGUGUCUGCAUUGCAUCCAUCAAACACAGAUAAGAAAGAGGAUGGCAGUAUUUCAUCUGCUGUGGUCAUGCCAGUGCCGGCGAAGCGUGGCAGAAAGAAAAAGUCCAUGAUGUCAAGGGCAGGCUCUGUUUCAGCCCACGCCCUCGCCACAGGAAGUGAUGCACUUAUUCUGGCCCACCUGGCUGCUGGGGGACAGCACAACACAAGCGACCCAUACGACCUCUCCAAUGAUGAGGAUGACCAUCCAGGCAAAGAUGGGAACAAGUCCUACAGAUGCCGGAUGUGUGCGGUGACUUUCUUCAGCAAGUCUGACAUGCAGAUUCACGCCAAGUCCCACACGGAGGCGAAACCGCACAAGUGUCCUCACUGCUCCAAAUCCUUUGCCAACUCCAGCUAUCUGGCACAGCACAUCCGCAUCCACAGCGGGGCUAAACCCUACACCUGUUCCUACUGCCAGAAAACCUUCAGACAACUCAGUCACUUACAGCAGCAUACACGAAACCACACAGAGGGCAAACCGCACAAGUGUCCUCACUGCUCCAAAUCCUUUGCCAACUCCAGCUACCUGUCCCAGCACAUCCGCAUCCACAGCGGGGCUAAACCCUACACCUGCUCCUACUGCCAGAAAACCUUCAGACAGCUCAGUCACUUACAACAGCAUCACAGGAUUCACACUGGUGAUCGGCCAUAUAAGUGUGUCCAUCCUGGCUGUGAGAAAGCAUUCACGCAACUUUCCAACCUCCAGUCUCAUCGAAGACAGCACAACAAGGACAAGCCAUACAAAUGUCACAAUUGUAAUCGUGGUUACACAGACGCAGCGAGCUUGGAGGUUCACUUAUCUACACACACCGUGAAACAUGCCAAACUCUACUCCUGUGGUCUCUGCAACCGAGCCUACACAUCUGAGACGUAUCUGAUGAAACACAUGCGUAAACACAACCCAGAUCCUCUGACUGUUGCGGCUGCAGUGGCUGCCCAGCAAGCCCAGCAGGGCCAAAACCCCGGUCAUCCCUCAGGUGGGGGAGGCGGCAGGGGCCGCGGGCGGGGCAGAGGCGGUGGAUCUGCGUCUACAGGAGCCGGAACGGCUGCUCAAGCGCAGAACCAGCCAAAUCCCACACCGCCAACCAGUUACUCAGUUACGGAGGGAAUUUCCUGCCCCUUCGAUCUGCAUCAGUACAAAACCCUACCAGGUGUAGAUAUCCAAUAUAAACCCGUCACCGUGGGCGAUUUGACGGUUCACAAAGACCUCUGCCUCACCGUUUCCACCUCCGCCAUCCAGGUGGAGCAUAUGAACUCAUAAAGGA